AUGGCCCUCGAAGUUAUUUCCUCCAGCAGCGACGGCACCCUUCCACUGGGAACGUUGUUGUUUGCUGUCUUUGUCGUUAUUGCUUCUAUCUUCAUUUACUAUGCGCAGGAAGAGCGGCCGUAUCCAGGUUUCAAGCUCAUUGGAAAAGAGCCGGGAGAAUGGACCAAUGCAAAGGCGAAAGAGCGGUUCGUUAAGAACGCCAUCUCGAUUAUGAAGCGGGGUAUGGAUGAGUGUCAAGGGAAGGUGUUCCAGGUCAUUGGUAAAAAUGGGCCUGUCAUCAUCCUACCACCUUCUUUCACCGAUGAAAUUCGGAACAACGAGCAUCUUUCUUUGACUGGUUUUGGCGCAAGGGACUUUUUCCCCUCCUACCCUGGUCUCCACGUCUUUGGAGAGGGAAUCCAAGACCACCACAUAUUCCAGGACGUCGUUCGUAAGAACCUCACGCAAGCGCUUGGUGGAAUGACGGCCGGUCUUUCCGAGGAAGCCACCCAAGUCAUCGGACAGCUCAUCCCAGCAGCCAAAGACUGGACCCCCAUGCAAUUCUCCCACGUCUCCCCCAUGAUCGCCGCCCAACUCUCGGCCAAAGUCUUCCUCGGCGAGCCCAUCUGCCACAACCGCGAGUGGCUCGCCAUCUCGAUCCGCUACACCGUCGACGCCUUCAACGCCGCGCGCGUGCUGCGCACCUACGCGCCAUGGGCCCGCCCGCUCGUCUACCGCUUCCUGCCCGAGCUGCGCACCGUCCAGAACCACGUCAAGCAGGCGCGCGCCAUCAUCGAGCCCGAGAUCGCCGCCCGCCGCGCCGCACGCCAGGAGGCGCUGUUGCGGGGCGAGAAGACGAAGUCGACGGAUGCGAUUGGGUGGUUUGAGGAUGUGGCUGCGGGGCGCCCGUUUGAUUUUGUGUCUGGCCAGUUGUUGUUGAGUGUCGUGUCGAUUCAUACGACGUCGAUGACGCUGAUGACGCUACUCUACGACUUGACGGCUAAUCCGCAGUACAUCGACCUCCUGCGGGAGGAGAUUGUUCAGGUGCUGAAGGAGGAUGGCGGGUGGAAGAAGACGAGUCUGUACAAGAUGAAGCUGCUGGAUAGCUGCAUGAAGGAGAGCCAGCGUGUCCAUGUGCUGGGAGCUAAUGCCAUGCAGCGCCGUGUGGAGAAGACCGUCACACUCUCGGAUGGCACCAGGCUGCCUAAGGGGUCUUUCAUUUCCGUCCCGACCUACCAGAUGUUCGAUCCCAAAUACUGGGGCCCUGAUGCGGAAAAGUUUGACGGACACCGGUUCUUGAAUAUGCGCAACCAGCCCGGACAGGAGAACCGUUGGCAGUUUGUGACUACCAGUGCGGAACAUCUGGGCUUUGGGCACGGACAACAUGCUUGCCCCGGCCGCUUUUUCGCUAGCAACGAGAUCAAGAUUGCUAUUGCUCACUUGCUGCUGAAGUAUGAUUGGAAGUUUGAGGGCGGGCAGCCGAAGAGUCUUACUGAGUCUGAGUACGUCCCGGAUCCGAGCGCAAAGAUUUUUUACAAGUCGAGGGAGUGUGAGAUUGAGCUGUAG
Molecule: messenger RNA, 1545 nt
Organism: Lasiodiplodia theobromae
Lineage: Eukaryota; Fungi; Ascomycota; Dothideomycetes; Botryosphaeriales; Botryosphaeriaceae
Product: Cytochrome p450
Exons: 7
Coding region: 1-1545 (514 amino acids)
Molecular function (GO): iron ion binding; heme binding; oxidoreductase activity, acting on paired donors, with incorporation or reduction of molecular oxygen
Source: RefSeq, a predicted model, not a curated record